Messenger RNA from Entamoeba invadens IP1, 2391 nucleotides. RefSeq lists its product as hypothetical. The transcript has a single exon. The coding region runs from base 1 to 2391 and encodes 796 amino acids. NCBI's taxonomy places the organism in Eukaryota, Evosea, Mastigamoebida, Endamoebidae. Gene Ontology annotation, biological process: vesicle-mediated transport. Gene Ontology annotation, molecular function: small GTPase binding; guanyl-nucleotide exchange factor activity. Gene Ontology annotation, cellular component: endocytic vesicle; cytosol. The record is from RefSeq and is a predicted model, not a curated record.
AUGGACAGUCCAAAGUCGCGACACCACCCGUCACACUCCGACACUAGUCUAAUACUAUCUCCAGACACAUUUCCAUCUCAAUUGUUAAUUACAAAUCAGUCGAAAGAGUAUUUGGAAUAUCCUUCACUUACAAUAGUUACUGCAAGUAACCCUGUUAAAGGUCAUAAAGAAGACUUUAAACCAAUACCACCGAAACCAACUAAAACCCCUCCAUCGCCUCGAAAGGUUAUUAAACAACACACAAAACCAAUUUCAAAGAGAAUCAUCGAAACUAAUGAGUUGGCAAAAACACCACAAAACACACUCCCCCAUGUCAUCUUAGAGAUUCCUACACGGUCCAAAUCAAAUAUCGGCGAAAAACCGAACUAUCAAGCUCCUAAGCCACAAAGAAAGUUUCUGGUCGUCGACUCUCAAACGAAGAAAAUACGAAGAAGAAUCCAGUCGAGAUCUUUCAUGUUUGUCGACGGCGUUCCUCUUAAUGUUAAACCACCUCUUCCACUCUCAGAAGCGUUUGUUACGCAAUGCAAACACACAAAUUACUCCGAAAAGCCCGUCAAUGAGAGGAAUAUCCCAACAGUAACAAUUAAAGCAAUUCCACCAGCUGAAAUACUCAAUGACGGCAUUGUAAACACAGACGCUAAAUUACUCCCGGACUCUACUUCCGUGUUUCCAACUGCAGAAAAUAAGACUCAGAAAGUACCGAAAAUGAAGGGAGAAAGGAACUUCAAGAACAAUUCCCUUGCUAUCACAACACACCCGAUGUUCAGGUACCUCAAAAAGAAUCACCAAAUACUUUCAGACGCGUUGAAACUGAACGCGUUGUUCUUACUUCCACCAGCUUCCUCAAUUUCUGAUCUGAAAUUGACUCCCGGGUUCAUAUACACGCACUUCAUUUUACUCGACACAGAAACCCUAAAAUUCACAACUCUCACACAAAUCCCGGGUUCUAUAAAUGACGGCAAAGUUAAGGUGUAUAUGUCCGAUGUGAAGGACUUCGUCGGCACUGAUUUCGAAGACUUCCGCGACGUGUUAGAAUUCGUGCAAGAAAUUGCAACGUCAUCGGCUGGAAUCUACUCCACACGAAUCACGGGAAUCGACACGUAUAAUGGACAAGAAGGAAAAUUACUCUAUGUGAUGAAUAUAGAAAAUCCAUUAUAUCAACAUGGAUGCAGUUGGGCGUGGAAAUUAAUGGAUGGGUACGCUCCAUUGAUGUUCAAUGAGAACACUAUAGAACUCUCACUGGACUUGACCUUCGAGACUAUUAGAAGUGGGAUACCUGGCAUCGAAGAACAGGAGAAGCUCUACCAGAAGUCGCCCACCGAGAGUGUCUGUGUCUUAUUUGCGCCGCCUCUUGAUGAUGAGAGGAAGAAGGAGCUUUUAAAUGUCGUUGAGAAGCAAAAGGGGGUAUACAAGAGGGUUUACGAAAUACGUGAAAUUAAAGAGGAAAUCGACAGUUUUGUAGCGAGCUUUCCUGAGAUGGUGAAUGGAAUGAAGUUGGAAGAACGGAAGAGUGUUAUUGAUAAAUAUGUGAAAGAGGUUGUGGGAACGCUACGACAGAGAAAAGCGAUAAUUAAUGAAGAUAGGACUUGCGCUAUUGUACUUAACCGAGCGAUCUCUACAAGGGUAUUUCCAUAUAUCUGGCCGCCAAGCAUUGAAGUGAUGGAAGGAAAACAAAUGAAAGAAACUGAGGAGGAUGCGCGAAUUUCUUCUCAAAUUUUCGACCAUCAAUUUAUGAGUCCUGAAUUGUUGGAUGUUGAAUUUGAUGAGAACAAAGCGACUAUUCCACUGAGUUAUGCGAUCAACUGUUUGAAACAAAUUGAUUCGGUUAGAACAGCACAAGACAAAUUGGCGUAUAUCUACGUCUCAUUAAAGGUACUCGAGAUGACUAUAGUCUAUGUCACUGGAAAUGUCUCUGGAGACACUUUUGUGCCUAUUCUUAUUUACGCAUUGUUGAAAGCAAAUCUCCCCCAUUUGGCCUCGACUAUCAGUUUCGUGUCCACAUUUGCGGAAACAACACACGGAGCCCAUUCUUGCUACUUUUGCAACUUUGUAGCGGCAGCUUCUUUCAUUAAGGAGUUGACUGAAAAGUCGUUCCAUUUCGAAGAAGAUGGGCUUUAUACACAAUUCGUCCAACAAAGUAAGGAUACCAUCAAUUUCACUGUUAAAAGACUCUGCCCUCCAAUUAAUCCGUCCACUCUGUUCACUUUAUUCGACUUCAACAGGCCAGACGACUCCUUUGUGACACUCUGCAAAAUGCUAAAGGCAUCAGCAGACAAUUUCCCAAGAGAAGAGAUUCCCACUCUUCUGGGACUUAUAGCUUCACUCUAUAAAGAAAAUUGCAAGCUAAAAAAACAGGCAGAGGAAGUCAAGAAGCUCAUGGAGAAACAAUGA